Physcomitrium patens is the source of this 1739-nucleotide messenger RNA. RefSeq lists its product as uncharacterized. Lineage: Eukaryota; Viridiplantae; Streptophyta; Bryopsida; Funariales; Funariaceae. The record is from RefSeq and is a predicted model, not a curated record.
UCCUUCAUGAGUUGCAUCGUCUCUUGACUGAUAUUGGCUUUUGCUUUUGUGUAUACAGAAUCUGGUUGCAUUGCCUUAGGAGUUGGAUGAGUGGACGCUCUUGUAGCUCCUAUGGUGGCUGAUUUACUUGGUUGUUCGUGUGGUGGUCUGUCGCCGUGUGCCUCUCUUUGUCUGGUUUUGUGCGAGUUCCUCUCUCCACGGGCAUCUGAAUUAGCGGUUGUGCUUUGCUGCGAAGUGCGUAUGCUACUUCCUUUUGGGGGCUACUGAGUGCAGCCUUUCGUUGCCCAUUGUCUAUUCUCCUAUCCAUUUUGAUCGAUGUGCUUACUUUACUAUAUUGGGUUCUGCUGCUGCUGAAGCCAUAGCUUGAAGCCCGCUCUAACCCGGUCAAUUACGUGCUUCACCAAGCGUUUGGGUUUCCGCAAAAUUUGGAUCUAUUUCUCCCAAACCCAAAUCUACCUGUGAAUUGCUGCUAUGCAACCCCCUAGAGUGUUGCAGUGCCUCACCGACUGUUGCAAACUAUUGCGCUUCUCAAUCUCUCAGAAAUCAGUCAUUUCUAAAAUAUCGGAUCGCUAGGUUGUUUGCGACUCCGGAUUUCAUGUAGCCCGCCGCUUUGCUGCUCUACCAACUGGCUCUACCACUGAGCUAUAAAAGUAGACGUUCUGACCUCCAAGAAUGGGAUUUAUAGAAAAUAUUUGCCCCACCACAUAUUAUUAUCGAAUCAGCAUUGGACACGUGGGUGACGACGUGACAAUUCAUGGUGAUAUUUCGGAAAGUACUUUUUUGCUGGUUGCGGGCUAGAGGUGGUGGAGCUUUUGUAGGUUGGGUGUGCUUGCUCUGCCUUUGAUCGGGGGGUUGCACUGCAGUAACUGGCGCUUGUAGAUAGAUAUGUGUGGAAGUAAUUUGCGGUUUGAGUAUAAUCUCUCUUGCGUUGCUUGGGCAGUUACGCUGUACUAAGAAGCAGCGAUUUCUAGAAGAUGGAGGUCGCCAAUCGACCUUCCAGUUUUGGGUGCCCGCUUCUCAAUGAAAAUUUUGGGCAAAGAACGACAGAUGACGAUGUUAAGGCCCUAGAUCCUUUCCACUUGGAGGUAGCAGAUGGCCCCAGCGCGGGAGCAAGCGAGAACAAGCCUGAAAUGCAAUCAGCACUCGAUCCUUUGCUUCAAAAUCCUGAUGGGGCGACGCAAAUGUUCAAUGAUAUGCAUGGACUGCCGGUUGGGCUAGAGCGUAGUUGCGAACUUCAUAGGCCAGGUGUUGAGCCUGGAGUAGGACCCAACAAUAGCUCGAGUGUCGGGGCUCCAAUUGAAGCACAAGAAGAUAAAGUCCUUGGCACAUCACCUGCUAGAACUGAAUUAAGGCACAUGGGUGGCUUAAAUGUUGAGGCUCAAAGAUUAGGGGCCACUUACUGGGGGGUCGGGACAGACGGUGGAAGAAGUGGCAGACUUGAAAACGGUGUCCCUUAUGGUUACUUCGCUGGAGUUUGAGGUUGAAAUUCACAACGUUUAGAAUAUAAUUCUCCCUAAUCUGUAUCAUCCCACAGAAUUUUGUUUGCUGAUUUGGUACAGAUGAUGUUGAAUGGGAGAGUUUUUAACGAAAAUUCUUGCCGGUUUUGGUCAGAAUGUUUAGAUUGUUUUCUCUGCCACAGACCAUACCCCUGCUCUGUAAGUGGACGAGCAGGGCAGUGACAUAUUUCAUAAUUCAUAAGUCUUGUCAAAGGCGAAGUUUUGGCUGCCUUGUUUGUCGCA